CGCAGAGGCGCCGAGAGCGCUCCCCGGCGGGUCCCCCGCGCACUCGCCGCGCCCGGGCAGCGGCCCGACCGGGCGAGCAUGGGCGGCGCGGAGUGACGCCGCUGUGCCCGCUUGGCAUCAAGGACAUUCAGCCCGCGGGGGUGGGGACGAAGGGGGGCAGCCCCGCGUCGCCACCGCAGCCCCCGAGAGCCGCCGCCGCUGCUUAGACUCGGGGGUUGGGUGGAGAAAAGGGGUGUUCGGAAUCGAUCCCCAUUUUCCGACCUUCUUGUUGGACAUUACGCCCACCUUGGACGCCGCAAGAGGAGCUGUCAAGCCCCGCAGGCUCUGAUUCGGCGCCCUCCGCGUUCCUCGGUUGCUCCCGGCUUCCCUGUGCCUCGGUGGAGUAUUUGCGUUCGGGGCUGGGGCUGGAGGAGGCAGCCACACGCGCGCACACGCACACGUUCAGAGGAGGGCGAGAGGCAGCGGCAUAGGCUCCAUCUGCAGUGUCAAUGCGGCGCUCCCGCUGAAGGAGGGAAACGCGGCGCGUCCAGUAGGGGAGACUGCGUUGCUGAGUCCUGGCCCUCCGAGGGGACGACCGUGCCUGAGUGCUGCUGUGCCACUGGGACCCGCCUCUGCCAUGAAAGCCAUGCCCUGGAACUGGACCUGCCUGCUCUCCCACCUCCUCAUGGUGGGCAUGGGCUCCUCCACUCUGCUCACCCGGCAGCCAGCCCCGCUGUCCCAGAAGCAGCGGUCAUUUGUCACAUUCCGAGGGGAGCCCACCGAGGGUUUCAAUCACCUGGUGGUGGAUGAGAGGACAGGACACAUUUACUUGGGGGCUGUCAAUCGGAUUUACAAGCUCUCCAGCGACCUGAAGGUCUUGGUGACGCAUGAGACAGGGCCGGAUGAGGACAACCCAAAGUGUUACCCACCCCGCAUCGUCCAGACCUGCAAUGAGCCCCUGACCACCACCAACAAUGUCAACAAGAUGCUCCUCAUAGACUACAAGGAGAACAGGCUGAUUGCCUGUGGGAGCCUGUACCAAGGCAUCUGCAAGCUGCUGAGGCUAGAGGACCUCUUCAAGCUGGGGGAGCCUUAUCAUAAGAAGGAGCACUAUCUGUCAGGCGUCAACGAGAGUGGCUCAGUCUUUGGAGUAAUCGUCUCCUACAGCAACCUGGAUGACAAGCUGUUCAUUGCCACGGCAGUGGAUGGGAAGCCUGAGUAUUUUCCCACCAUCUCUAGCCGGAAACUGACCAAGAACUCUGAGGCGGAUGGCAUGUUCGCAUACGUCUUCCAUGAUGAGUUUGUGGCCUCGAUGAUUAAGAUCCCUUCAGACACCUUCACCAUCAUCCCUGACUUUGACAUCUACUAUGUCUAUGGUUUUAGCAGUGGCAACUUUGUCUACUUUUUGACCCUCCAACCUGAGAUGGUGUCUCCACCAGGUUCCACCACCAAGGAGCAGGUAUAUACAUCCAAGCUCGUGAGGCUUUGCAAGGAGGACACAGCCUUCAACUCCUAUGUAGAGGUGCCCAUUGGCUGUGAGCGCAGUGGGGUGGAGUACCGCCUUCUGCAGGCCGCCUACCUGUCCAAAGCGGGGGCCAUGCUCGGCAGGACCCUUGGAGUCCAUCCGGAUGAUGACCUGCUCUUCACCGUCUUCUCCAAGGGCCAGAAGCGGAAAAUGAAAUCCCUGGAUGAGUCAGCCCUGUGCAUCUUCAUCUUGAAGCAGAUCAAUGAUCGCAUUAAGGAGCGGCUGCAGUCCUGUUACCGGGGCGAGGGCACUCUGGACCUGGCCUGGCUAAAGGUGAAGGACAUCCCCUGCAGCAGUGCGCUCUUAACCAUUGAUGAUAACUUCUGUGGCCUGGACAUGAAUGCCCCCCUGGGAGUGUCCGACAUGGUGCGUGGGAUUCCUGUCUUCACGGAGGACAGGGACCGCAUGACGUCUGUCAUCGCAUAUGUCUACAAGAAUCACUCUCUGGCCUUUGUGGGCACCAAAAGUGGCAAGCUGAAGAAGAUCCGGGUGGAUGGACCCAGGGGCAACGCUCUCCAGUAUGAGACGGUGCAGGUGGUGGAUCCUGGCCCAGUCCUCCGGGAUAUGGCCUUCUCCAAGGACCACGAGCAACUCUACAUCAUGUCAGAGAGGCAGCUCACCAGAGUCCCUGUGGAGUCCUGUGGUCAGUAUCGGAGCUGCGGCGAGUGCCUUGGCUCAGGCGACCCCCACUGUGGCUGGUGUGUGCUACACAACACUUGCACCCGGAAGGAGCGGUGUGAGCGGUCCAAGGAGCCCCGCAGGUUUGCCUCAGAGAUGAAGCAGUGUGUCCGGCUGACAGUCCAUCCCAACAAUAUCUCUGUCUCUCAGUACAACGUGCUGCUGGUCUUGGAGACUUACAAUGUCCCGGAGCUGUCAGCUGGCGUCAACUGCACCUUUGAGGACCUGUCAGAGAUGGAUGGGCUGGUGGUGGGCAAUCAGAUCCAGUGCUACUCCCCUGCAGCCAAGGAGGUGCCCCGGAUCAUCACAGAGAACGGGGACCACCAUGUCGUACAGCUGCAGCUCAAGUCAAAGGAGACUGGCAUGACCUUCGCCAGCACCAGCUUUGUCUUCUACAAUUGCAGCGUCCACAAUUCGUGCCUGUCCUGCGUGGAGAGUCCAUACCGCUGCCACUGGUGUAAAUACCGGCAUGUCUGCACCCAUGACCCCAAGACUUGCUCCUUCCAGGAAGGCCGAGUAAAGCUGCCUGAGGACUGCCCCCAGCUGCUGCGAGUGGACAAGAUCCUGGUGCCUGUGGAGGUGAUCAAGCCUAUCACGCUGAAGGCCAAGAACCUCCCCCAGCCCCAGUCUGGGCAGCGUGGCUACGAAUGCAUCCUCAACAUCCAGGGCAGCGAGCAGCGGGUGCCCGCCCUGCGCUUCAACAGCUCCAGCGUACAGUGCCAGAACACCUCUUAUUCUUAUGAAGGGAUGGAGAUCAACAACCUGCCCGUGGAGUUGACAGUCGUGUGGAAUGGGCAUUUCAACAUUGACAACCCAGCUCAGAAUAAAGUUCACCUCUACAAGUGUGGAGCCAUGCGCGAGAGCUGCGGGCUAUGCCUCAAGGCUGACCCAGACUUCGCAUGUGGCUGGUGCCAGAGUCCGGGCCAGUGUACCCUGCGCCAGCACUGCCCUGCCCAGGAGAGCCGGUGGCUGGAGCUGUCUGGUGCCAACAGCAAGUGCACGAACCCCCGCAUCACAGAGAUAAUCCCAGUGACAGGCCCCCGGGAAGGGGGCACCAAGGUCACUAUCCGAGGGGAGAACCUGGGCCUGGAAUUUCGCGACAUCGCCUCCCAUGUCAAGGUGGCUGGUGUGGAGUGCAGCCCUUUGGUGGAUGGUUACAUCCCUGCAGAACAGAUCGUGUGUGAGAUGGGGGAGGCCAAGCCCAGCCAGCACGCAGGCUUCGUGGAGAUCUGCGUGGCUGUGUGUCGGCCUGAAUUCAUGGCCCGGUCCUCGCAGCUCUAUUACUUCAUGACACUGACUCUCUCAGAUCUGAAGCCCAGCCGGGGGCCCAUGUCCGGGGGGACCCAAGUGACCAUCACAGGCACCAACCUGAAUGCCGGAAGCAACGUGGUGGUGAUGUUCGGGAAGCAGCCCUGUCUCUUCCACAGGCGAUCUCCAUCCUACAUUGUCUGCAACACCACAUCCUCCGAUGAGGUGCUAGAGAUGAAGGUGUCGGUGCAGGUGGACAGGGCCAAGAUCCACCAGGACCUGGUCUUUCAGUAUGUGGAAGACCCCACCAUCGUGCGGAUUGAACCAGAAUGGAGCAUCGUCAGUGGAAACACACCCAUCGCCGUAUGGGGGACCCACCUGGACCUCAUACAGAACCCCCAGAUCCGUGCCAAGCAUGGAGGGAAGGAGCACAUCAAUAUCUGUGAGGUUCUGAACGCUACUGAGAUGACCUGCCAGGCACCCGCCCUCGCUUUGGGUCCUGACCACCAGUCAGACCUGACCGAGAGGCCCGAGGAGUUUGGCUUCAUCCUGGACAACGUCCAGUCUCUGCUCAUCCUCAACAAGACCAACUUCACCUACUAUCCCAACCCAGUGUUUGAGGCCUUUGGUCCCUCAGGAAUCCUGGAGCUCAAGCCUGGCACGCCCAUCAUCCUAAAGGGCAAGAACCUGAUCCCGCCUGUGGCUGGGGGCAAUGUGAAGCUGAACUACACUGUGCUGGUUGGGGAGAAGCCAUGCACCGUGACCGUAUCAGAUGUCCAGCUGCUCUGCGAGUCCCCCAACCUCAUCGGCAGGCACAAAGUGAUGGCCCGUGUUGGUGGCAUGGAGUACUCCCCAGGGAUGGUGUACAUCGCCCCGGACAGCCCACUCAGCCUGCCCGCCAUCGUCAGCAUCGCGGUGGCUGGUGGCCUCCUCAUCAUCUUCAUCGUGGCCGUGCUCAUCGCCUAUAAACGCAAGUCCCGUGAAAGUGACCUCACACUGAAGCGGCUGCAGAUGCAGAUGGACAACCUGGAGUCCCGUGUGGCCCUGGAGUGCAAGGAAGCCUUUGCCGAGCUCCAGACGGACAUCCAUGAGCUGACCAGUGACCUGGAUGGAGCCGGGAUUCCCUUCCUGGACUACAGAACCUAUACCAUGAGGGUGCUGUUCCCAGGAAUUGAAGACCACCCUGUCCUCCGGGACCUCGAGGUCCCGGGCUACCGGCAGGAGCGUGUGGAGAAAGGCCUGAAGCUCUUCGCGCAGCUCAUCAACAACAAGGUGUUCCUGCUGUCCUUCAUCCGCACGCUCGAGUCCCAGCGUAGCUUCUCCAUGCGCGACCGUGGCAAUGUGGCCUCGCUCAUCAUGACCGUGCUGCAGAGCAAGCUGGAGUACGCCACUGAUGUGCUGAAGCAGCUGCUGGCCGACCUCAUAGACAAGAACCUGGAGAGCAAGAACCACCCCAAGCUGCUGCUCAGGAGGACUGAGUCAGUGGCUGAGAAGAUGCUGACCAAUUGGUUCACUUUCCUCCUCUACAAGUUCCUCAAGGAGUGUGCCGGGGAGCCCCUCUUCUCUCUGUUCUGUGCCAUCAAGCAGCAGAUGGAGAAGGGCCCCAUCGACGCCAUCACGGGUGAGGCCCGCUACUCCUUGAGCGAGGACAAGCUCAUCCGCCAGCAGAUUGACUACAAAACCCUGGUCCUGAGCUGUGUCAGCCCAGACAAUGCCAACAGCCCCGAGGUCCCAGUAAAGAUCCUCAACUGUGACACCAUCACUCAGGUCAAGGAGAAGAUUCUAGAUGCCAUCUUUAAGAAUGUGCCUUGCUCCCACCGGCCCAAAGCUGCAGAUAUGGAUCUGGAGUGGCGACAAGGAAGUGGGGCAAGGAUGAUCUUGCAGGAUGAAGACAUCACCACCAAGAUUGAGAAUGAUUGGAAACGACUGAACACGCUGGCCCACUACCAGGUGCCAGAUGGUUCCGUGGUGGCAUUAGUGUCCAAGCAGGUGACAGCCUAUAACGCAGUGAACAACUCCACCGUCUCCAGGACCUCAGCGAGUAAAUAUGAAAACAUGAUCCGGUACACGGGCAGCCCUGACAGCCUCCGCUCACGGACACCUAUGAUCACUCCUGACCUGGAGAGUGGAGUCAAGAUGUGGCAUCUAGUGAAGAACCAUGAGCAUGGAGACCAGAAAGAGGGGGACCGGGGGAGCAAGAUGGUGUCCGAAAUCUACCUGACCCGACUCCUGGCCACUAAGGGCACACUGCAGAAGUUUGUGGAUGACCUCUUUGAGACCAUCUUCAGCACGGCACACCGUGGCUCUGCCCUGCCCCUGGCCAUCAAGUACAUGUUUGACUUCCUGGAUGAGCAGGCUGAUAAGCAUGGCAUUCAUGACCCACACGUCCGCCAUACCUGGAAGAGCAAUUGCCUGCCCCUGCGGUUUUGGGUCAACAUGAUCAAGAACCCGCAGUUUGUGUUUGACAUCCAUAAAAACAGCAUCACAGACGCCUGCCUCUCUGUGGUGGCUCAGACCUUCAUGGACUCUUGCUCCACGUCAGAGCACCGGCUGGGCAAGGACUCACCCUCCAACAAGCUGCUGUAUGCCAAGGACAUCCCCAGCUACAAGAACUGGGUGGAGAGGUAUUACUCUGACAUAGGGAAGAUGCCAGCCAUCAGCGACCAAGACAUGAACGCAUACCUGGCUGAGCAGUCCCGGAUGCACAUGAAUGAGUUCAACACCAUGAGUGCACUCUCAGAGAUCUUCUCCUAUGUGGGCAAAUACAGCGAAGAGAUCCUUGGACCUCUGGACCACGACGACCAGUGUGGGAAGCAGAAACUGGCCUACAAACUAGAACAAGUCAUAACCCUCAUGAGCUUAGACAGCUGAGAACCGUCCUUCCAGGGCCGCCCUGGAGGGGGACACACCAAGCCGUGCCUCAGUCUAGAUUAUCAUCUUUACCAAGUGCAAGUUCCGACUGGCAUCAGCAGCAUCCCCUGAGCAGCGCUGUUUCUUUCUCGCUCUCUCUUUCUGCCUCUUUCUGUUUCUCCCUCCUUCCUGGAUCUCUUCUCUUCCAGUUGCUCUGCCAACACAAUUGGACCAAGCCACUGACCCUCAGUAAGUCCAAGAAUGGCCAGGCCCAUGGCAAGGGAACUGACCAGAAGAUGUCAGAGGGGCCUCUCUCCCCCAGCUGCUCCUGACCCUGUGCAUGUCAGCAGCAGGAUGAGGAGCCAAGGACAGCGGACGUAUCUGUGCUGCUACUUCGCCUUCCACUUUGGCAGCCGCCGCUUCGAUCUGAGCCUUGGCCUAGAGAAGAGGCAAGGAAGUAGUUCAGUGUUAUCUUCACUGGGAAGACAUCGCCUGGCUCUCCGUUCCCACAGUUCCAUCUCCAGUGGUUCAGCCAGUGGUCUGAUCGCUUUGCAGCUGUGAGGAGAAAAGCCACACCUCCUGCAUGUAGCUGGAGCAGGACAUGUGUGAGCAGCUGGGAGGUGCUCCUUGAGGCUCCCUCUCCCCCGCUGGGAUGGCGUCCAGAGGCUUCCUGUCCUCUUCCAGGUCUCUAGAGGGACCUGCCUGCCCCGCCUGCUCCCCCGCCAGUAGAAAGCCAGGCAGGAGAAAGAAUAGCAGUUACAUUCCACCAUGGAGAUGCUCCUAACCUUUUCAUCUGAAUCCUAGCAGCAGAAAUGUAACACAGUGGGGGAGAAAAGGAGAGUUGCAUCUACCCUGGAAGCAGAAUUUGUUGUUUUCCAUUUACCCCCAAAUUCAAAUGUGUCACGAUCAUAAUCAUAGGUCUAGUCCAUUACCAGAGCCCUGAGUGCUGUCAAGAGAAAGCAUCUAUCUCCACCCUCCUUUGUCACCCUUCAUCAAGGGUCAACGUGAAAUGCAGAGUGCAUCUAGGAGAUUCUACCUCCAGCCAUCUCCAUGGCUCCAUCCCCACCAUCCUUCCUGAGAACUCCAUAGACGGCUGGGGCUAACAGCCUAGUCCCUGUUCCCUCUGCAGAAUCUGGUGCCAUUGCUAUGCAGAUGACUUUGUCACUGGGCUGUCCAGACCUCUUUGGGAAUGAUUUCAUCAACAUCUCAGCUGUCUCUUUCAUCAUUCUCCUUCCUCAUCUCUUCAGCAGUCAUCCUUGAAAGAAACAGACUUAAGCACAGCCUCACAGAGACCACCCAAAAUGCCAGCCAACCUCAGCCUCCAGCUUGUCAGGUCUGGGAGGGACAAAGAAUUGAGCUGAUGGGCCUGGCUGGAAUUGAGAAGAGGGACAUACAAAUGACCUCGGCCUUGGCAUCCAUCUCCCCAUCUGUUCUUACAUCUACAGAUGCACGAUUUUAGCCAGGUGGGCAAAUGUGUGCCUAGAAAUGGAUACUAGGUAAGCUAGAGGAUAUGGGGAGAAAUGGUCUAAUGGAGGGUUUUAGGAACCGUUCAUCCUAAGGAGACCUUAGGUGCUGUCUGGUCCGGUCUCCCACCCUAAGCAGGAGUCUCUGUUGGCACCUCUGCUCUGGAGUUGUUCACCACUAUGGGAGACAAGGAGAAACAUCAUCUUAGGUGAGGUUAAGGAGAAGGAUUCACAGUCUUGCCUUCACUCCCCAAACAUCAGACAUCAUUCCUUGUCACCCUCUCAGAAUGAGCCCCACUUGGGGAAGAAACCACACCAUCUCCAGCAAAGUCCAUGGAGCAUCCAGUACUUUUACGAACACUUGCCCCUUUGGAUAUGAAUAUGUGCACAUGUGUGUGAGCGCAUGUGCAUGCGUGUGUGUGUCUGCCCCAGGUGUAGGCAGAAAGCGCAAAAGGAUUCCUUGUCCUUUGUAGGAGGAUUUUCGGUGUUCCCCUUCUCUUUCCCCUUGCUCAUCCAUUCAUCCUGCAGCUUCAGGACAUUUCAACCCUUGCUUUCUAUGCUGAGAACUGGCGGGUGGAAGGAGAGGUCACUUGUCCAUAGGAAAUCAGGGUGGUCACCUGCCGAGGCCUGGACCUUGGCACAGGGCAUCAUGUGACAUCGCAAAGGACAGAUGGUGGAAAAGACACGAGCAACCUAACGGGAAGAGGAAAAUGGGAAACAAUGCAUUGGAAGAGGAAGAAAAAAUAACCAAAGGUUUUGGCAAGUGCAGUACCAGGUGGAGAAGCUUGGAUUUUUCUAUCCUUGAUCAUUUUAUUCCCUCCCAAGAAGUUACGGGACCUGGAAGGCCAGAAAGGGUGCAUGUGGAAGACGGUCUGAGGAAGUACCUCGGUCACUAAAAUAUUUUUGCACAUAUGAAGGGUUGGGGAGGAAAGAGACACGAACAUAUUUAACACAGAUUUGCUGGAUGGAAGCUGCGUGUGUGAACGUGUGUAUGAGUGAGUGUGUUUUGAUUUUUUUUUUUUGCACAGUUGAGAAAAAAAUUGAACAAGCAGAAAAAAAAAAGACACUCAUAACAGUUCUGCUGAAGCUUUUAUUUUUUACCGGAUGAUUAUUGUUAUUGUUACUUUCACGGUACAGGACUUUAUUUUUUUCCAUGUUUUUGUUAUAAGAAAACCUUCAAACACCUCAGAAAUAGAAAGGUUAGGAAGAAAGAGGAGACAAGGACAGACAAGUUUUCUGGCUGUCCCCAUUUCUCCUGGGGAGGGGUUUGGGGCCGGUUUGACUUUAAUUGGUGGGUGGGUUGUUUCUGUGGCUCUGUUUGCUGCAGUCCCCAUGGCCUGCUUGGGGACUGAGAAAUCCGAGCCAGGUAUCCAGAGCCACAGCCCAUCUUGCUUAUAAAAAUGUUAUGUUUUCUUUUGCUGUUUGUUUUCCAUUUCUUCCAUUUGGAUUCUUGUGCACAUGUGAUAUGUUUAAAAGCAGACAGGCAACAUUGUCAAAAAGCUGUCCUUGCCCUCCCCCACCCCAACCUAUUUUCCAAACUCCCCCAGGGAUCUUCCUCCCCCGCAUGGCAGAGCAAAUAUCCAGGGGCUGCCCAGGUGGCUUGCAGGCUCCCAGAGAAAGGAAUUGGGCCAACUUGGUCCUGUGGAAUGGAGGCCCCCUCACGGCCUCCCUCUAGGCAGUUAAUUUGUUGAGUCUUGGGCAGAGAGAAGGCGAGAAAAGGCCAUCUCCCUCACCUUUCCCUCCACCUCACCCCCUGUACCCUUCCAGGGAAAAAGGUACCAGACUGAGUCAUCAAAAUCACUGACAAAGUUUAGGUGGGGAUUUUGCAUGUUGGAGAGAGAAGGGCUUAAGGUAGCAGGGAAGGAGGGGGCUUUGUGGGGUCCUAAAUUUUAGGGAACAAGUAGAGGAAGACAGAGCUGUAGGCUGGUCAUUUCUCCUGGGCACGAGUCCCCCAGAUGUAGCUUUUGCCCAUUCUUUGUCCUUCCCCAUAAGGAGAGAGCCUGACAGUUCUUGGUAGCUGCAAAUAAUAGUGCCACUAAGUGAAGGCGGCCAUCGUGCCAGUUACUUCCUCAGGAAAAUAUUUUCUUGCCUUCUUUCAAUAUGGUUUUAAAUUUGGGGACAGAGGAUAACCCAAGUGUCCCACAGGCCAAGGUACGUUCCAAUGGCAGCAUGACCCCCGCACCCAAAGUCAGCCCCUAGAGCCGCCCCCUUGUGCACCCACAGCCUGGUAAGUGAGCUUGGGUGCUUGCAAGGAGCUAUGGGUGAAAGAGAAGUCAUUUUAAAUAAAUCCGAAAGUUUGAGGCAGACUGUCCAGGACUGUUCCCAAGGCCGGGCGCGGUGGCUCAAGCCUGUAAUCCCAGCACUUUGGGAGGCCGAGACCGGUGGAUCACGAGGUCAGGAGAUCGAGACCAUCCUGGCUAACACGGUGAAACCCCGUCUCUACUAAGAAAUACAAAAAACUAGCCGGGUGAGGUGGCAGGCGCCUGUAGUCCCAGCUACUCGGGAGGCUGAGGCCGGAGAAUGGCGUGAACCCGGGAGGCGGAGCUUGCAGUGAGCUGAGAUCCGGCCACUGCACUCCAGCCUGGGCUACAGAGCGAGACUCCGUCUCAAAAAAAAAAAAAAAAAAAAAGAAGCAGGAGUUACCCACAGGAAAGGUCUCUGACCUGGUCCCCUCAGGCCCAGCUACCUGCGCCCACCAGGAGUGAAGGUUAAUGUACUGGCCCAGCAUCUCCUCCUCCCCCACGCAACCAGGUCCCUGGUACCCGUGUCUCCCGUUGCAUGUCUGGCUUCUGCCUGUGCUCCUCCUGCCACGAGCAUCCUCUCUGUCCCUCCCCAUUCCACCCUGUCUCUCCUACACGCAUAGCCUCUGUCCCAGGGCCAUUUAUCCACUUAGUACAGGAGCUGCUCAGACCUCUCAGCCCAGCCAUCUGUGACUGCCCCAGCCCCUUCCCACCCCACCCAAAGCUGCCUUCCUGGCUGUGGGGGCUCCCUCAUCUGGUCAAGGCCCUAUGGGUCCCCAUCUGAGGAUCCACAAGUAAUGACUUCCCAAAUGACCUCCACUGCAAGAGGCAUCCUCACCACUGUUUCCAGAGCCGUGAACGAUGCUGUGAUGAGCCCAGGUCUCAGCACCACCCUCUGUGACCUAAAAAGAAAAGCUCAAUUUCCAUCUGUCAUCUUUCCCAGGACCAAGGGGACACAGUAAUGUGAAGUCAAAUACUUAACCGAGCGUAGGGCCAGUAUUAUCAAUCAAGGACAAACCUCCCACCUCACAGACAGCUGAGCAGUGAGGUAAAGACAGACACAGGUAGGAAGGUGCUCUGCAGGCACAAGGCCCAGAGGUGCUCCUCUCCGGGAACUUCCCCUGCUCCUUCCAGGAACAGUGAACCCAGUGAGCAGCCCCAGCCAACUCUUCAAGGCCAUCAAGGGGUCUUUCCGUAAAUGACUCACCUCCAGGAGCUCAGCUGACCCCCAGAGAAGACCCACCCCAGGCAGCUCAGUGCCCUGGCUUCUCCCCACGCCCCAAAUUCCCCUAGCCAUCCCUCCUGGUCCUCGUCUACAUCAAGGGCCUCUUCCCCUCUUCCUGCCAGCUCUCAGGACAGGUGACUGGGAGGACUUGACCCCUCAGCCUCUUCCGUUAAAAAACAAAACUGUGGGCCAUUUAUUUAGGAUUUUGGAGUUGUUUGGUUUUUGUUUGUAUAUUUUAAGAGUUUGAGAGUAAGAAGGGAGCCCUGCUAUGGAUGUUAAGUCCAAAUUACUUGGUUAGUGGGAGCAAAACCCAUGACUUACAAGGGGAUGAGGAGAACCUCAGAGGACAGGAAGAGCCUCCCACACUAAAGGAAAAAAAAAAUGGGUCAGGACAUUCCCUGGAUGAGGACAAUGCUAGGGGUGGCAUCUCGCAUGGCUGCUGCUAUUCCUGGUGCUUCCCCACACAUUUGACAGAUGGAGUCUUUCUCCUCCCUCCUCCCGCCACCUCACCCUACAGGCAUUCUCUGUAUAGGAAACAAGAGCCUUGUUUUAUAGAACGGGGGACUGAGACACAGCCCCAGGUAACACUGACACAGCUCUCGAGAGAGGCUGGGACACUCUGCAAACCUCUCCUCAUGGUGCUGAGGGUGGCAUGCUCUCGACAGGAAACCUAAAUGACCACUCCUCUCAUUUGGAAGGUAAUCCACUGUAGUAAAAGUUUCAGACAUGCAAGAGAGAGGUUUUUUAAUACUAUAAAUUUUUGCUCCCCCAUAAAAUUAUUUUUUUAUUAGAGGGAGUAUCCAAGUUGUAAAAAUACAUAGAAUUUUUGGGUUGUAAAAGAAAGACAUACUCAUUAGGAUCCCAAUUAAAUUCCUUGAGUAGACUGGUGACUACCAGAAAGCAAAGCAAAGCAAAGUUAAACAAAACGAAACAAAAUCCUUCAUAUACAAAAAGAACUUUCUGUUUGUAUUGGCAGAGGUAGUGAGGUAGGCUGAAAAUCCUGGGUUGGGGGAACCUCACCCCCUUUGAUGUCUAUGCUUGGCUCUCUGGGCUGCCCCUGGUACUGCUGAAUCCUAUACAUCUCUUAUUAGCUUUCCUCAGACUUUAGGGAGGCUCUGUUAGGGAUGGGUCAUGGGAAGACCCAAGUUUUCCCUCUGCCAGGAUUGCAAAAGUAAGUAGACUUGGUCUAUGCAGCUCAUCUUCCACCAAUUUCUUUAUGUGGAAUUAGAACUUCCUUUGUUAGUAUCUUUGAUCUUUUGACUCAAGCACAUUUUGGAAGGGCUCCCUUACAAGAGUAGAAUUUAAAACAGAGGAUACAGUUAAAGAGCAACCCAAAGGGCACUUAAGAAACUGAGACCACUUCACCAAACAGGACUAAGGAAUGCUUUCAUGCACAGAGGUCAGUCGCAAUCCAGGCACAGGAUGAAGAUGGGAUACACCUGCUCAUCUUCUCGCCUCCUUCCCUCUCCCUCCCCAACGUUCUCGUUAGCUUGUUGGCUUGCUAGACCUUCUGUUCUUUAAAAUGAAAAGCUAGCUUACCUCAAAUAAUCUUGUUUCCAUUUGGAAACCAAUGAUUUUGUGUUUUAGAACGGACGGCCCUCCCCUCACCACUCCCUACCUUGGCCUGGUGUCCUUGAGACAUGCCGUCUUUGCUUAGUCGUGUGUUGGCUGCUUUGAGCAGGAACAAGGCCCCCAGGCCCCGAGGUGGGAAGGAAGGAUUGGAUGCUGCUGCCCUCCUCACCACUUUAGCAUGUAGGGGCCAGUCCACCUCUUCCAGCAGGGUCCUGCCGAGUUACCGUAGCAACUAGCAACUCCAGGGUACCGCAACAGACAAUGGCUCAGUGAGCCGACAUGUGGGGGUGAUGCAGGGGUUUUAGCCUGGCCAGAUGACCCAGAGUUGAGCUUCAAAUGCUAGAGGAGAAGGGAAGAAACAGGAUGGAUGGGUGAUUUAAGGAACCGGCAGGAGUCUGAGUCACAUAGAGAAGCCGCUGAAGGAGUUAGAGCAGGUUAUCUCUGUUCCAGUCACCCCCUUCCAGUCCCAUCCCACUUCUGUUUCAAACUAAAGCUCCCACCUCGAACGCUGGCCCUUUGUUAGAACAAAGCAAAACAUAUCUUUAGACAACAGUGUUAAAAUGAGCCUCAAAUAUAUGUGGAUGAGAUCUCUAAGAAGAGGGUCUUCUGGUUUUGAUUUUUAAAGAAGAGUAUCCUAGUAAGAUAUUAAAAAAAAAGAUUUAAAAAAGUUUUUAAAAAGGAAACCUAUGCUAUUUAAAUUGGAGCCCAGUUGUAACUUGGUAAAGGCAAGCUUCUGUACCUUUGUUAUAAUUAAUUGUAUACCUGUGUAUGUAAAUAUAAGGCAUUCCUAUUUUGCAGUUCAGAACAAAAAAAAACUUAUUUGUAAUAUAGAAUAAAGUUUAUUAAAAAAUAAUAAAAAUGCAGUUUGGGA
Messenger RNA from Macaca mulatta (Rhesus monkey), 13651 nucleotides. It is a transcript of the gene PLXNA4, whose product is annotated as plexin A4. Gene Ontology annotation, cellular component: semaphorin receptor complex; plasma membrane. Gene Ontology annotation, biological process: regulation of cell migration; semaphorin-plexin signaling pathway. Lineage: Eukaryota; Metazoa; Chordata; Mammalia; Primates; Cercopithecidae. Gene Ontology annotation, molecular function: semaphorin receptor activity; protein binding. The record is from RefSeq and is a predicted model, not a curated record.